UACUCUACUCGUAUCCCUUUCCAUCGAUCGAAAGAACUUCGGGGGUUCUUUUUCUUUUUCUUCUUCUUCCAUCCCAAAAUCUUUGGAAACAUUUUCUCUUUCCAAGGUUUCCAACAACUUCAACUUCUCUUCAUUCGAUUGUUUCUUCCCAUCGAUCGUAAGAAACAAACAUGAAUGGUAUUGUGAACUACCGCUUUCUCAAAACCCUUGGUAGCGGCAGCUUUGGUGAGGUCGUCCUAGCUGAGGACAUGAUGACCGGUAACAAUGUGGCAAUCAAGAUUAUUGAUUCUCAACAUAAUGAUAUUGAGAUUAAUAGAGAAAUUCAGAUUAUGAAAGUGCUGGGGAUGCAUCCUAACAUUAUUAGACUAGAGGAGGAAAUUCAUACAAAAAAUCAUACAUAUAUUGUAAUGGAAUAUGCUGAGAAUGGGGAUCUACUUAGCUACCUACUUAAACAAAAGAAUGGCAGAUGCCAACUCUCUGAGGGCGAGGCAAGAAAAAUUUUCCGACAGAUCAUUUGUGGGUUGAAUCAUUGUCAUGGGAACAUGAUUGUGCAUCGAGACCUUAAGCUCGAGAAUGUGCUUCUUGGUUCAAGAUGUGACGUGAAAAUUGCUGACUUUGGUUUGAGCAAAAUGCUCAAAUAUUAUCGUCUAAGAGAGUCUGUUGGAAGCCUACCUUAUGCUGCCCCAGAGGUGCUCUCUGGCAAAUUUUAUGCUUUUGAAGCUGAUAUAUGGAGUUGUGGUGUUAUAUUAUAUGCUCUACUUUGUGGUGACUUUCCUUUUGGACAAGAUAUUGGUCCUGAUGAAUUGAUGAAGAUGGAAGCUGGAAUCUACAAUCUUCCUGAGCACCUGUCUUUUGGAGCCAAAGACUUAAUCCGCAAAAUGCUUAGGUUUGAUCAAGUGGACAGAAUUACCAUUCCUGAGAUUCUUCAGCACUCCUGGCUUCAACUGCAGCCACAAUAUCUUCCUCCAACUCUACCAACUCCAAUUUCAUUUGCACAUACAAUCCAACAAUCUGAACAGAUAGCUAUUAAAAUGGGAUUUAAAGUUCUUCACUUGGGAAUGGAAGAGCUUUGGUGUUAAUUUACCUUAUGUUGGAUAAUAAAUCCUCUGCACCUACUGAAUAUGGUGCGUUUUGUUUCCUAACCAUUUUGCUGUCACUUCCUAACUGAAGUUGCUGUCUUUACUUCAGAUUUACAUUUGAGAAUUUCUUUCAGGAAGACACCAUGGGACAGGGCGUACUAGCUUGUGGACAAAGAUUGUUUGCAGAUUGGUCUCAUGUGAUACUCCUUGUCAUAAAGAAGAAUAAUAAAAUUGUAAUACUCCU
Messenger RNA from Rubroshorea leprosula, 1323 nucleotides. The record is from the annotation of a GenBank genome assembly. Lineage: Eukaryota; Viridiplantae; Streptophyta; Magnoliopsida; Malvales; Dipterocarpaceae.